UCUACCUGGGUGUCCUGCGUGUGUCUUUGUAUCUGGCGUUUCUUCCAGGGAAGCCAGCAGGUACCUGAGGCUUCCCCGGCUGCCUCGGAAAUGGGUGCAGAGAUGGGGAGGGGCUUUCAAAAGCUCACAAUCCAGCUCCAUCCAGUCGGUAGCUGUGGGCUGGCUGGGCACACGCCCUUGAACUUGAGUUUCACUUUCCCCUCCCUCGGGCAGGGGCAGAGCAGAGACCUUUGAACGUGACUUUCCAUUUCCUGGACUCUGGAGACAGAAGUGGGAAACCGCUGCCGUGGGGAGGGGACAGAGCAGUUGCCUGGAGCUUGAGGGACAGUCCCCAAGCCCUGCCACUCGCCAGAGCCCCAGCCGAGACAGGAGCAUGGGGAACUGGGAGUCCCACGUGUCCUCAGUCCCGGCUCCAGAGCUGGGCCGGUUUAUCCAGCAGCAGCUGAGGCCCUACGAGGGCUGUGAGAAGCAGCUCCAGAUGACGGUGGACACCAUUCGCCUCUUCCUGCCGGGAGACAGCUUCCCCCAGGUGCAGGGGGUGGCCAUGGGUGGCUCCUAUGGCAGGAAGACAGUCUUGAGAGGCGACUCCGACGGCACCCUCAUCGUCUUCCUCGAUCACUUAGAACACUUCCGGGAUCAGGUGAAAAUCCAAGACAAAAUCCUCAACGCAAUCACGCACCAGCUGGAGGAGUGUCGGCGCGUGCGGACGCUGCCAGUCCAGUGGGAGACGCUCAGGACCCCCAAAGGGCUCUCUAUCGUGCUGUCCACGAGGUGGCAGAAGAUCACCUUUGAGGUGCUGCCCGCCUUCAACGCCCUGGGUUUAUGUGAAAAUCCCAGCCCCUGGCUCUAUCGAGAACUCAUCAGAUUCAUGGACGAGACAAAGGCCUCUCCGGGAGACUUUGCUGUCUGCUUCACCCAACUCCAGCAGAAGUUUUUUAAUAAGUAUCCCAAAAAAGUGAAGGACUUGAUCAUCUUGAUAAAGUACUGGUAUCAACAGUGCCAGAAGAAGAGCGGGUCAAAUGUGCCACUGGCCACGUAUGCUCUGGAGCUGCUGGCUGUGUACGCCUGGGAGCAGGGCUGUGGGGCUGAGGACUUUGACAUUGCAGAAGGUGUCAGGGCCAUCCUGGGGCUGAUCCUGAAGUCCCAGCAGCUGUGUGUCUACUGGACAGUCAACUACAGCCUGGAGGAUGAGACUGUCAGGAACAGGCUCCUAGGCCAGCUCCGGACCCAGAGGCCAGUCAUCCUGGAUCCGGUGGAUCUAACCCACAGCGUGAGUGGCCACAUCCCCUGGCUGGAACUACAGGCAGAUGCACAAGGCUGGCUGUCUUCGCUCAGCUCCACCCCAGCAUGGAGUGUCCUGCCAGCUCCGCUCUUCAUGACCCCGGCCCAUCGGCUGGACUGGUUCAUCAAGGACUUUCUCCAGCCCAACGAAAAUUUCCUCAAGCAGACCUUGAAAGCUGUGGACAUCAUCUGUAAGUUCCUUAGAGAAAACUGCUUUCGACAUUCAACUACCAAAGUGCAAAGCAUCAUCAAGGGAGGGUCAGCCGCCAAAGGCACCGCUCUGAAGACUGGCUCCGAUGCCGACAUCAUUGUUUUCCUGAACUCGCUGGAGAGCUUCCCCUCCCAAAAAACCUAUCGGAGCAAAAUCAUCCAGGAAAUCCGCCAGCAGAUGGAAGCCUGCCAGCAGCAGCAGGCAUUUGAAGUGAAGUUUGAGGUUUCCAAAUGGACGGCUCGCAGGGUGCUGAGCUUCUCGCUGAAAUCCAGAGAGCUCAAUGAAAGCGUGGACUUCGACGUGCUGCCUGCCUACAACGUGCUGGGUCAAAGGAAGUCCACCCUCCGGGCCUAUGCGGAGCUCAUCCAUCUGUAUCAGUCCUCAGACACCGUGGGGGGAGAGUUUUCUACCUGUUUUACAGAGCUCCAGCGCGACUUCAUUCUCUCCCGGCCCACCAAACUGAAGGACUUGAUUCGCCUGGUGAAACACUGGUACAAACAGUGUGAAAAGAAAAUGAAGUCAAAGGGCUCCCUGCCCCCAAAAUACGCUCUGGAACUGCUCACCGUCUAUGCCUGGGAGCGGGGCAGCGGGGCGGAUGACUUUAGCACCGCCAAAGGGUUCCGGACUGUCCUGGAGCUGAUCACAAAAUAUCAGCAGCUCUGCAUCUACUGGACGGUCAAUUACAACUUCGACGAUGAGACGAUACGGUCCUUCGUGCUGACCCAGAUCCAGAGGCCCAGGCCUGUGAUCUUGGACCCAGCUGAACCCACUGGCGACGUGGGUGGUGGAGACCGCUGGUGUUGGCAUCUUCUGGCCAAGGAAGCAAAGGAAUGGUUUUCUUCCCUCUGCUUCCGAGAUGGCCAGGGGAACUCCAUCCAGCCAUGGAAAGUGCCAACAGUGCAGACCCCAGGAUGGCAGUGCUAGAAGAAACAUCCAGAGCUCGGCUGCCAGUUGGUCCCAAAGAAUCAGGAUUUUUCCAAAUGACCCCUCCUCUUUCCUUUCAGUCUCACCCGGGAAUCCCCUGUGUCCCCCAGGGGAGCCCUUGCUUGGGUCGUGGUGCCCACCACUCUGAGCUUGCUUUCAGAACCUUCCAUCUCCUCUGCUGCCUUGGCUGCCUCUUUCCUUCCCUUCUGUCUGCAAACCCUUCUCCCCCUGCCGACAAGGAGGUCCCCAGCCAGCAGCCAGCUGCUCCUCUCUUCAACUGCAGGCCUGCAAGGGCUUGCAAAACAAUGGUUCCCUCACCUAAAAUGCCCUGUUGCCUGCCUCCCACCCAGCAGGAUCUUCCUGCCAAACCCAAAGGCUUCUUCCAAGGCCUCUAGCUUCAAGAUACUCGACGGUCUAAGCACCUUAGCUCAUAAGCCCCUGGUUAUGGUUUUAUUUCCACUGCUUCUGUAAGAAUAAAGAAUAUACCUGGCCUUUCUGCCCAGUUCCUGGCACAGAGCCUUAAAACCUGUGGCAUUUUCUACCCAAAGAAUUUUUUUAUCUUCAUAAUGAGCCCCUUUUGACCAUCCCUGUGAUGAAACUAGCAAGGUGACAAUGUGGGCUCUGCAGUGUUUCAAGGGAGGGACUUUCAGUCCUGCCCCCAAGUCUGCAGGGAGGAGACGGGGACUACAGCUUGAGUUCCAUCACAGCCAGUGAUGUAAUCAAUUGUGCUGGAAUGAUGAGGCCCCAAUUACCAAAGAAAGAAAGAAAAUGAGAGAGAAGGAAGUGAGAGAAAGACAGGACGCUGAGCUUGGGGGCACCCUGGUUGGCAAACUCCCCAGCAUCUCAUCAGGAAGGACAACCAUCCUGUCUCCAUGGAGACAAGCUUCCGCACUCAGGACUCUGUAUCUCCUCCCCUGCGUGCUGUUCACUUAUAUCCUUUCUAAUAAAACGGUGAUUGUUAGUACA
Messenger RNA from Heterocephalus glaber (naked mole-rat), 3382 nucleotides. It is a transcript of the gene Oas2, whose product is annotated as 2'-5'-oligoadenylate synthetase 2. Gene Ontology annotation, cellular component: membrane; cytosol; nucleoplasm. Gene Ontology annotation, molecular function: 2'-5'-oligoadenylate synthetase activity; double-stranded RNA binding. Gene Ontology annotation, biological process: defense response to virus; negative regulation of viral genome replication; regulation of ribonuclease activity. The record is from RefSeq and is a predicted model, not a curated record. Lineage: Eukaryota; Metazoa; Chordata; Mammalia; Rodentia; Bathyergidae.